CAAUACCGAUAAGCAUUUUGCUUUUCUCAGCCAAGAUCUUAUCUUUCAACAGUCUGAUUUCGCGCACCAAAUCAAGCAAAAUGCUAUCGAAUGUUGCAAAAGGAUUUCCUCCGGUUCUGAAAUGGUGCAAUAGCUCCAAAUUUUCCACCACGUCCACAGUCAGUUCCAAACUGAAACGGGCAACUUUGCGAGUAAGUUUUAUAAAUAGAUAACGCACAUAAUCGCCAACCAAUGUUAUCCACAUCCGAUUCCACGUGGUUUCGACCUCUGUUUCGGCCAACCAGCCAAGAAUCACCAGCAACAGUUAUAUGUUACUGCGUGCACUUGGUGGAUCUGUAAGCUACCACAGUAAAAUGACAGCUCCAAUUGUGACAAUAGAGGAGGGUCAAGUUAAAGGCAAAGUCGCCGAAAACUAUCAAGGGGGCAAGUUUUACAGUUUUUUGGGGAUACCGUACGCCAAGCCGCCGGUUGGAGACCGGAGAUUCAAGGCGCCGGUCCCGGCCGAUCCUUGGGACGGAGUCCUUGAUGCAACACAAGAAGGACCCGAAUGUCCCUCCCGCCACAUGUUUUUCGCUUACCAAAUCGGGUCGGAAGAAAACUGCCUGAAUUUAAAUGUUUACACCCGUGAUGUUGAAAAUAAAAAUGGGUCCCUUAAACCAGUCAUGGUUUGGAUCCACGGCGGUGCCUUUCUUUAUGGCUCGAAUAAGAGUGAAUUUUUCGGCCCCGAUUAUCUGAUGACUGAAGACAUUGUCUUGGUGGCCAUCAACUAUCGCUUAGGAGCCUUUGGGUUUCUCAGUUUGGAAGAUCCGUCUUUGGGAGUUCCGGGCAAUGCCGGGAUGAAGGACAUGAUCCUGGCCCUAAAGUGGGUGCAGAGAAACAUCAAAAACUUCAACGGGGACCCGAACAAUGUCACGAUUUUUGGCGAAAGCGCCGGGUCAGCGUCCGUCCACUUCUUGUAUCUGUCCCCCAUGUCCAAGGGCUUGUUCCACAAAGCCAUUUGUCAGAGUGGAAGUGCGCUCAAUUGUUGGGCCCAAGGGACCAGCAACGGGCGCGUUUUGGCCAACGCGCUGGGGUACAAAGAAACCGACGAGAAAAAAAUUUUGGAGUACUUAAAAACACUCCCUCCGCAUCGGUUAAUCCGAGCGCAGCACAAACCCCUCGAUAACUUUACGGCCCACCUGACGCGGCCUUUUUGCCCAGUUGUGGAAAAACCAUCAGACGAACCGGCCUUCCUCUCCCAACACCCCAUCGAAAUCAUCAAAGCUGGCACCUUCAACCAUGUACCACUAAUGAUGGGUUACGUGUCAAAAGAAGGCAUUUUUUUCGAAGCGGUCCGGAAGUUACAACCGGGCGCCAAAAUCACAACCGAUUUCGAAACCGAAAUCCACCACGACUUGAAACUCGAAAAAGGGUCCGACAAAUCGAAGGAAGUUGCCAAUAAAAUACAAAAAUUCUAUUUUGGGGAAGAAACCCCGUCUGAGAAAACCACAGACAAUAUGUAUCUGCUUAAAACCGACACCCAGUUCCUGCACGGAAUCCACAGGAGUAUUUUCCACCAGAAGCAGCACAGCACCGAACCCAUUUAUUUGUACAGAAUGUCGCUCGACACGUCUUUGAAUUAUUACAAGACGAUUUGCACCGCCAAAGCUUUGCCGCUCCUCUUCCUUUGCUAUUUCCUGUCGUACAAAUCGGGCGAAGGCAUGAAGAAGAAUUUCUUCAUGAAAAUCGCGAAAUCGCUACCGAGUCAUCGGCCGACUGGGGUGUGCCAUGCCGAUGAUCUUGGCUACCUCUUCCCUUCGUUUUUGAGUCCGAAGUUGCAACCAGACAGUAUCGAGGAAGUUUCAGUUCGGAGAUUUGUUAAGUUGUGGACGAAUUUUGCCAAAACUGGGAACCCAACGCCCGAGGACGACCAACUGCUGAUGAACGUGCGGUGGAGUCCGGUGACCAAAGAAGAAAACCACUUUGUAGAUAUAGGGAAAGAGCUGAAGACUGGAACCAAUCCCGAUUUUGAACGCAUGCAGUUCUGGGACACGAUCUACUCUAUAAAUACUCGCGGUCGCGUCCAAAAAAAAACAAUGACAUCUCCCAUAAUUACUCUUGAAGAAGGUCAAAUUCAAGGCAAGACAGACGAAGAUUAUUUGGGGAAAACUUAUUAUAGUUUUUUGGGUGUUCCCUAUGCUAAAGCUCCCAUUGGAGACUUGAGGUUUAAGGCUCCAGUACCAGUAGAGCCCUGGAAUGGCAUUUUGGACGCCACGAAAGAAGGCCCAGCAUGUCCUUCCCGUCAUAUGAUCUUUACCAAUUCCCUGGGGUGUGAAGAUAAUUGUCUAAACUUGAACGUAUACACCCCACACUUACCCAAUGACGACAAUUCUGGGCCACUCAAACCAGUAAUGGUUUGGAUUCACGGCGGUGGUUUCAUGACCGGCUCAAACCAAAAAGAAUUAUACGGACCUGAUUAUUUGAUAACUGAGGAUAUUGUAUUGGUUGCGAUUAAUUACAGAUUAGGGGUUUUCGGAUUUUUGUGUCUGGAGGACCCAUCUCUGGAAGUUCCCGGAAACGCCGGAUUGAAAGACAUGGUCCUGGCCCUCAAAUGGGUCCAAAAAAAUAUCAAAAACUUUGGGGGGGAUCCUGGAAAUGUUACCAUUUUUGGGGAAAGUGCGGGCGGAGCUGCUGUUCACUUAUUGUAUCUUUCACCACAAACUAAAGGGCUGUUUCACAAAGCGAUAAUUCAGAGUGGAAGUGCCCUUAAUCCGUGGGCUAAGGGUUGUAGCAAUGGUCUUGAAAUUGCUAGAACUCUUGAGUAUAACGAAAAAGACGAAGGCAAGAUUUUGGCAUAUUUGAAAAGUUUGCCUGCGAGAAAACUUGUGGAUGCACAACUGAAAACUCCAGAUCCGUUUAAUGCUUGCAAAAUACGACCAUAUGGACCAGUUGUUGAGAAAAAUAUUACAGAGAAUUCUUUCCUAACCGAAGAACCGAUUGAUAUUAUCAAGUCUGGUCGAUUUAAUCAAGUGCCAUUAAUUGUGGGUUUUACCUCAAGGGAAGGGAUGCUCUACGAACUCAUCAAACUAGCGCAAAAAGAGGCAAGAGAACUUAAUUUGGAAAAGGAAAUUCCUUUUGAAUUAAACAUGGAAAAGGGGUCGGAAAAAUCGCAAAAAAUUGCCGCCUCCAUUAAGGAAAAAUAUUUCGACAAUAAAGAACCGUCCGAAAGCGACGUCGACAAAGUGUACAAACUCAAGACAGAUAACAUGUUUCUUCACGGAAUUCACACCAGUGUCUCUUCCCAAAAACAAACCAGUCGCGAACCGAUUUAUUUCUACAAAAUUACCCUAGACACCCAAUUAAAUUUCCUCAAAAACACAGUUUUUUCCAACCACCUUUACCUCCUCAUGUCUUUAUACUUCCUGGUCGCAAAAUUCGGCAAAGGCAUGACGAGCUCAAUGCUCCUAAACUUGGCGAAAAAAAUUUCCGUGACGCACCACCACGGCACUUGCCAUGCCGACGACAUAUUUUACCUAUUCAGCUCAAUUUGGAACGGAAAACUCGAACCAAAGAGCGAGGAGGAGAAACAAGUGCAAAGGAUGGUCAAGUUAUGGACGAAUUUUGCAAAAACGGGAAACCCAACACCCGAUAAACACGACCAGGUUUUGAACAUCGAGUGGAAACCUGUGACCAAAGAAGAAAAUUUCUAUCUGAAAAUUGGCAAGGAGCUGGAGGUCAAGUCAAAUCCGGCUAGUGAACGGAUGAAGUUUUGGGACAACAUUUGCAACCCAGCAAUAUAUAGUGGUCAUUAUUUGUAUCCGCUUCAUUUUAAUGUUACUAGCGCAAUGGCAAAUCCGGUUGUGACAAUUAAAGACGGACAAAUUAGGGGAGUCACUGAUAGUGAUUACUUGGGCAAGCCCUAUCACUGUUUCUUGGGAAUUCCCUACGGGAAAGCUCCAGUUGGCGAUUUACGAUUUAAGGCCCCUGUUCCAGUGAACCCCUGGAAAGGGAUACGAGAUGCCACACAAGAAGGGCCAGAAUGCCCUUCACGACACUUACUGUUCCAAACUUACGUUGGUUCUGAGGAUAAUUGUUUACACGUUAAUGUUUACACUCCACAGCUUCCGGAUGACGGUAAUAAUAAUUUGAAACCCGUCAUGGUCUGGUUCCAUGGUGGUGGCUUUCUGUACGAUUCAAACAAACGCGAAAUGUACGGCCCAGAUUAUUUAAUAACCGAAGAUGUUGUUAUAGUUUCGGUCAGUUAUCGUUUAGGAGUCCUUGGAUUUCUCAGCUUGGAAGACCCAACGCUUGAAAUUCCCGGAAACGCCGGGCUUAAGGACAUGGUUUUGGCCCUUCAGUGGAUACAAAACAACAUCCAAUAUUUUUGUGGAGACCCGAACAAUGUUACAAUUUUUGGCGAAAGUGCCGGUUCUGUGGCAGUUCAUUAUUUGUAUCUUUCUCCUAAAACCAAAGGACUGUUCCACAAAGCAAUUUGCCAAAGUGGGUGUGCGCUAAAUACUUGGGGAGAGGGAAGUACCAAUGGUUUAAUAAUUGCAAAACAUUUGGGUUACAAUGAAACGAACGAACGAAAAAUUUUGGAGUAUUUGAAAACUUUGUCACCACAAAAACUCAUAAAGGCCCAACAUCGAUUUGAAGACACAUUUGUGGCAAGUAAAGUGCAAAAAUUUGGCCCAGUUGUUGAAAAAUAUGUAACUGAGUCCGCUUUCUUAACCGAAGAACCGCUCGAAAUUAUUAAAUCGGGGAAAUUCAAUCACGUUCCGUUAAUAAUCGGGACAACUUCAAGGGAAGGAAUGCUUGCAGAAGCUGCUAGAAGACUACUAGGCAAAGAUAUAAUCGGUUCAAGCCUCGAAGACGAAAUCCAUUACCGGUUGAAAGUGAAAAAAGGUUCAGAAGAAUCGAGACAAAUUGCCAACAAAAUCAAGAAAUUUUAUUUCGGUGAAGAGGAAAAAAACCCGGACAAAUAUUACCUGCUCAAGACCGACAACAUGUUCCUCCAUGCAACUUACAAGACAGUUAAUUACCAGAAAAAAAUCAGUCAAGCCCCGAUUUACUUCUACGAAAUGUCCCUUGGGUCGCCUUUCAGUCUCUUCAAAAGCAUGUGCACCCCUAAAUUAUUUUACCCAACAAUGAUUUUCUUCCUAUUGGCGUACAUAACGCGUGAUAGUGUAUUUAACACAUUUUUUCUCCGACUGGCUAAAUUAAUGCCGAGGAAAAAUCUAAUCGGAGCGUCACAUGGCGACGAUUUGAGCUACCUUUUCAAGCCCGUCUUGAGCGAGAAAGUCAGGCCUGGAAGUGACGAGGAAAUUCAUGUGAAACGGUUUAUAAAACUGUGGGCGAAUUUUGCCAAGACCGGAAAUCCAACGCCCGACAAAAACGACCCAUUUUUAAAUAUCGAGUGGAAACCCGUGACGAAAGAAGAAAAUUAUUUGCUCGAUAUAGGGACUCGAUUGGAGUUAAAAACAGAUCCGAACGCCGAAAGAAUGGCGUUCUGGGACAGCAUUUAUAAUUUUGAGACGUAAAUAAAGUAUUGUGAACGAAAA
Molecule: messenger RNA, 5540 nt
Organism: Tribolium castaneum (red flour beetle)
Lineage: Eukaryota; Metazoa; Arthropoda; Insecta; Coleoptera; Tenebrionidae
Exons: 18
Coding region: 309-5519 (1736 amino acids)
Molecular function (GO): serine hydrolase activity
Source: RefSeq, a predicted model, not a curated record